GGCAGGGCAGGGUGGGGCAGUCGGCGCUACCUGCGGUCCGGGGGGGCAGGAAGGAUCGCUGUGCGUGGGGCUGUGGGUUUCGUCUGCCACCAUGUUCCAGGGCCCCGAGGCUGACUCGGCCAAGCCUAGCUCCAGAGUUUUGAAGCCCCCUGGAGGAGGUUCUAGUGAUCUCUUUGGGGCUGCAGAAGAAGUUUCUUCUUCAAGCAGGCCCCACCGGAUGGCAUCCAAUAUCUUUGGAGCAUCAGAAGAACCUCAAAACGUUCCAAAAAGAACAAACCCUCCAGGGGGAAAAGAAAGUGGGAUUUUUGAGGAUUCUAGUUCUUCUCAGCCUCGUCCACGGAUGAAUCCACCUGGUGGAAAGACAAGUGAUAUCUUUGGGUCUCCUGUAUCUACCAGUGUUGUGCGAGCACACCCAAACAAGCCAAAGGAUCACAUUGUCUUGAAAGAAGAAGAAACACCAAAGAAGCUAGAAGCUACAGAAAAUACCAAACCACAGCUGGAAGAUGGAGGCGAGAAAAAAGAUCUGGGCAAAGAGGAGCGAUGCAAGGAGCCAGAACCCAAGAUAGACAAUCACGAGCCCCGACUAGGACCAAGGCCACGCUCACACAACAAAGUUCUCAAUCCACCGGGAGGGAAAUCCAGUAUUGCAUUCUAUUAGGGUCGUCUGUUCCCUUUCACUAAUGGAGUCUGCACAGAAACUCUUUUCUGUGGUUGUGAGAUCAGUUUAUAGACCAUUGUUUGUUGAUAGAUUCUUAGGCAGAUGGAUGAGGGUUAUGCUAAAGUGCAUAGGGAGGGUAACCCGAUGAUUUGGGGAGGGAGGGCUGGGGAGGGAAGGGGUGCCCUGUGGAAGAUGUGAGGAUCGGACUGCCUGGGUGGGCAGCAGAGGGGGACAUCAGUGUAACUUUGUGAAAGAUCAGUACUACUUUGUGGUGAGUUCAUCAGACUGUUAGGUUCUUAGCUAGCUAGUGGCUCGGGACACCCUUGUGGAGUCAGGCUUAUCCACACAGUCAACACGUAAAACACUAUGAAUGGGUAGGGACCUGGAGGUCGAAUCUGGAAGAUUCUGAAGCACAGCAGGCAGGCUAGGCCUUCCUCUGGGCAAUAGGCUACGGCUUCACAGUGUGAGUUGACUUGCAGUCACUUUCAUGUAAAUACGUACCACUGGAACAAGUAGUGCUACCGUGGUUUUGAGUGUCUUCAUUCUUGAGUCUUCAGUGCCUGAGUGUCUUCAGUCUUCUCCUUUCUUGCUUUGUAGCACAUGGUUGCUGAUACAAGGACAAAACAUGCGGAGAGUUUCUUUUAUCCUCAUAAACCAUCAUAUGUUAAUAAAUAUGGUCUUCCCCUCCCCAGGGUAUUCAGGCCUUUCUGAUGCCUUCAGUAAUCUGCUGAUUACUACAACUAGCUCUUGACAAGUGCUAAUAUCAAUCCCACAUACUGUUUCAUGUAAGUGCUUCUAGAAGACUUGUUUAAUGUAUCCUGCUUGAGCACUUGCACGUUUUCUGGUAAAGAUGUGGGCACAAACAAUAGCUUUAUGGUGCUCUGUACAGAAGCAACUUAAAGUGUAACAUUACCGUGGAGAAUAUACUGAGGUGCCCAUUCAGCUAGCUUUGACCCAAUGUGUAUAGAAAUGCCUUAGCUUCUGCCAAGGUUUUUAUUUUUUACCCUGCAGAAAGCAGGACUGUUCUCUUCACCACAGUGCUUUUUUUUUUGUUGUUGUUUCUUUUUUUUGUUUGUCUGUGAUGACUCUGUUAGUGAAUUCUCUUGUCUUUGGUCAGCCUUCCAUCUGCCUUUGACUGCCUCAGAUUUUUGGUAAUGUUGGGAGAACUAUGUGGGUUCUCCCCAAACCACAGCUGUAGUUGUUUUGAGACAUGCUGUAGACUAUCCUAGUUUGAGAAACAAAGAUUUCAGCAAUACAAACCUUUUGGUUGUGCUGGCACUCUUAAAUCGUGUUUGGAAGAUGUGCAUCUUUUACACAAGAACUUGUUGGGGAGGGUAGCUCCCAUUGUUUGGUCUCUGAAUGGGCUUUCUGAUCAUGUCCAGAGGUUUGAUAUGUGAAUGUUAACUUUAGGUGCUUAUUGUUCAAUGUAUUUAAUAGUGACUUUUUAAACUUGUCAUAUCAAAACAGUUGUUCAGGUACACCAAAGAACAAGUGGCCUUAUCUGUGUAUAUCUGCUGUUGUUCUAGCCCAGGUUCCCUGGGAACUGCUACUGCCUGAGGGGACUGUCUCUGGGCCAGGUGCUAAAACACUCUGUGAUUAUAGCGCUUACUGGACGGCUCAGUUUGGUUGAUGUCGGAAGUGGUGGAGGACUGCAUAAAGACUUAGUUGCCUUUUCAAAUAGUUAAAAACAUGGGGCAGCGCUAAGGGUAGAAACAUCCACGGAAAGUAGGGUUUUCGAUGCCUUUGUACCUUUCAGAGAGACUUGGGGCUCCCUGUUAUUUGCCCUCCUAGGGAAACGACAGUGAUUCUAACUGCAGCCCUGUAAUGGGUUUAUGUUACUUCCAAACAUGUAUUUCCUAGCAGCCAUUCUUGCGUCAGUGCUCUGUAGCCUCUGGUUGAGUCUCAGACACAUCUGUUGCAAUUUCUUCUGCCAGUACAUGACAGGGUUUAAGAGGCUACCAUGUGGAAAAGUCAGCCAGAGGCUGCUUGCUGCAUUGGAGGGUCUGGUGUAACUGUUGCUGUCUGUAAUACUGAGCUUAGACUUGGCAUCUUUUAGUACCUGAUGCGCAUCGGCUAUAGUGCCUGUCAUUUUAACAGCAACUUCCUGCUAGGCCUUAAAUUCAUUAAACUAUGUUAGUUUUCUUGCAUUUCUUUGGAAUCUAAACCAUGUUUUCAACUCAUCAAGUAAGAUUGAUAAGAACAUUUCUCUGGGACAGGAGGAGAUGGGAAAUAAAAGGAUAAAUGAUGGCAAUCAUCAAUAAACCUCUGAUUUUGUUACUUCA
This is a messenger RNA of Phalacrocorax carbo (great cormorant), 2940 nucleotides long. The record is from RefSeq and is a predicted model, not a curated record. Lineage: Eukaryota; Metazoa; Chordata; Aves; Suliformes; Phalacrocoracidae.